This is a messenger RNA of Racocetra fulgida, 344 nucleotides long. The record is from the annotation of a GenBank genome assembly. NCBI's taxonomy places the organism in Eukaryota, Fungi, Glomeromycota, Glomeromycetes, Diversisporales, Gigasporaceae.
GGGUAAUGGUAGAUUUUCCUAAUACAUUAACAGAACUAUCGACCUCAGUUGUAGUAGAACUUGUUGCUGAUAACUGGGUUAAAAAUCUUGAAGUUCGUGAAGACCUUGUUGUAUGUUGGAUAAGAGUAGAUAGGCCAGAUACAUUGUUAUCAGCUUUAGAAUUAUUAACUUCAACUGUGUUGAAGCUUCUUGUUGCUAAUAAAGAUAUUGAGGGCUUUGUGGUGUGUAAAGCAAUAGUAGAUGGUUUGAAUACAUCAUUAUUAUCAUUCUCUUCAGAACUAUUGAUUUUAAUUACAUUAAAAUUUGUUAAUAAUUGGUUUGGAAUAAAAAUUUUAAUCUUAUAG